CGACAUGGCCAUCCAAUUCACAUCCCGCUUGGCCUCUAGGCUCCUCCGCUCCGCCACCACCUCUAGUACCGCCGCCGCCGCCACUUCUAGUGCCGUCGCAGCCACCAGGUUUCCGAGAUCUCUUCUUUUAGUCUCUCUUCUCCAAUCCCAUUCCCAUCUAUCUCAUGCACUCUCCCAUGGCACCCUAUUUUUCCGAUCCUUAUCCACCCUGAGCCGUCCGAGCCGUCCCCAUCGCUUAGCCCGGCAAUAUAUCGGCGCUCGGGCCAGGCAGAUGCAGACGCGUCGUCUCUGGACUUACGCCCUAUCCUUCAGCUGCGUUGCUGGAUUUAUCAUCAUCGUUCUCAACCAGUUCCAAGACCAGCUCGUUUUCUACGUGACCCCAACGGAUGCGUUAGCAAAGUACACCGCGAACCCCACCAGGUCAAAGUUCAGGCUCGGCGGGCUGGUAUUGGAGGGCAGUGUGGGGCAGAUUCCUUCAUCUCUAGAGAUGGAGUUCGUGGUGACCGACUUAAUAACUGACAUUUUGGUGAGAUACGAGGGAUCGCUGCCGGAUCUUUUCCGGGAGGGUCAUUCUGUUGUUGUCGAGGGGUUUAUAAAGCCGUACACAGAAGAGAUGAAGAAGAAGGAUGAGGGGAUGCUGAGAGAGAACAAGUCCAUGAUCACAGAGAAGGCCAGAAGUGGAAACUGCUAUUUUGAGGCUUCAGAAGUGCUGGCUAAGCACGAUGAGAAGUAUAUGCCGCAAGAAACAAUUGGUGAAAUUUUCAAGGCACAGGCUGCUGUAAGGGAGUGUCGAAGUGAAUUUGCAGGAAAAGGCUGGAGGAUGAAAGUGCUUCACUCUUUAUGUGGCAGGCUUUUUACUUAUUCAUUUCAAGUGAUCAAGGAAGAAUAUACACCUGUUCUAAAAUAAACUUUACACUUUCUUUUUUUUGCCGUUCUCACAAUAAACUUUACAUUUCUCCAUUUUCUUUUAAAUAAUUGAACAUGUGGCUC
Molecule: messenger RNA, 990 nt
Organism: Cuscuta campestris
Lineage: Eukaryota; Viridiplantae; Streptophyta; Magnoliopsida; Solanales; Convolvulaceae
Source: the annotation of a GenBank genome assembly